UCACGCAUCACGCAUGUAGCAAGGUAGGAGCAUGCUGACAGCUGAUUGCUGACGAGCAUUUAUACUACUGCUUCUUGCUACAGCCCACAGUACAUAUGAAAUACACGUUAUCCACUGAUAAUUAAUCUUAAUUAAUCUUAGUCUUAUCUUAGUAGUACAAAAACGAGAUGUGUAGAAAUAUUCAAUUUUAAUCAAUUUUAAAAAUAUUAGCAUGAGAAUGAUCAACCUAAAGGUGCAGAAGCUGGAUGAUAAUUACAUGUCAUGGCACUGAACAGUGAACACAUAAUAAACUACAUCAAGCUUAAUUAUAUUAUAAAAAGGUAAUAGAAAUUAGUAAAGCCUGCCUCAAAAUGAAUUUACCUUGUGUGAAAGAUUACAAUUUGUUGGAAAAAAUCGGAUCUGGUAGUUAUUCUACUGUCUAUAAAGCUUUCAAAAAAAAUGGUUCGCAUGAGGUUGUUGCUAUCAAGUGCGUUGAUAAACUGAACCUCUCUAAAUCAUCUAUUGAUAAUAUUAUAACUGAAAUUAAUCUACUCAAAAUACUUAAACAUGAAUAUAUUGUGGAAAUGCGAGAUUUUUUUUGGGAUGAAGGACAUAUUUAUAUUGUAAUGGAGUAUUGUAAUGAAGGUGACUUAUCAAAUUUCAUUAAACGCAAGAGUAAAUUGGCAGAACAUGUUUGUCGCAAAUUUCUUCAACAACUUGCUCUUGCUCUUAGAUAUUUGCGGAACCACAAUGUUUGUCAUAUGGAUCUGAAACCACAAAAUCUUUUACUUGUUAAAAAAUCUACUUUGACACUUAAAGUUGGAGAUUUUGGUUUUGCUCAAUAUCUAAGUGGUUCAGAAGCUUGUUUUUCUAUAAGAGGAUCUCCUCUUUAUAUGGCUCCAGAAAUUUUAUUAAGGCACAAGUAUGAUGCAAGAGUUGAUUUAUGGAGUGUGGGAGUUAUAAUGUAUGAAUGUUUAUUUGGUCGUGCGCCAUAUUCAAGUAACAGUUUUCCGGAACUUGCAGAAAAGAUCAAAGAUAUGCGACCCAUUGAGCUUCCAAAAGGUAGUCAUAUAUCCAAUGAGUGUAAGGAUCUUCUAAGUCGUCUCUUAAAGCAUAAUCCAAAUGAACGUCUUAGCUACGAUGAAUUUUUCUCACAUGAUUUUCUUGAUUUGGAACAUGCACCAACUCAUGAAAAUUUCAACCAUGCUGUUGAAUUAGUCCACAAAGCAGUGAAAGCUGAUACGGAUGGAUGUCGAAGAGAAGCUUAUCAUCUAUAUUGUGACGCCUUAAGAUAUUUUAUUCCAAUUCUCACAAAUGAAUCAGAUUUGCAAAAAAAAGAAGCAUUAAGAACAAAAGUAAAUGAGUAUAUAAAACGAGCAGAGACAUUAAAAGAUCUUUGUGUGGAGAUAGAUAAAUCAAUGCAAGUGAAUUUAAGUCAAGAAACGUCUAAUCAGGAUAAAAAACGAACAUUGCCUAAAGGGGACUUCUUUGAUAAAAAUGUCUCCAUAAAUUUUCAUGAACUUUGUAAAUUAAGUAGAAGUACUACUGGUAUGGUAGAUGCACUUGAUAUCGGUAAAGCAGCUGAAGAGUAUUUGUUAGAAGGAAAUUAUGAACUUGCUCUUGAAAAAUUUCAAUCAAGUUUAAAAAUAUUAGUACCAUUAUUGGGAAAGGAACCACCUGGGAGAAGAAGAGAUUUGCUAUCUAAACAGAUUCACAAAUGGAUGCAAGAAGCGGAAAAUACGAAAUCUUUUCUCAUCACAAAAAAUGCAAAGAAAACUUUGAUGAACCAACGUUCUACUGAUUCUCAAGAGCAGUGUUUAUUGCAAUAAUGUGAUAUUCAAUUUCGUUGAAAUAAUUUAGUUUAAUUUACUUUACCCUAUUUUAAUACGUAUCUAUGCAUGAGUGAAAUUAUUUGUAAUAGUCAAAUAAAAAAAUUAAGUAUAAAA
This is a messenger RNA of Trichogramma pretiosum, 1925 nucleotides long. It is a transcript of the gene Aduk, whose product is annotated as serine/threonine-protein kinase ULK3. Gene Ontology annotation, molecular function: protein serine/threonine kinase activity; ATP binding. Gene Ontology annotation, biological process: protein autophosphorylation; autophagy; autophagosome organization. NCBI's taxonomy places the organism in Eukaryota, Metazoa, Arthropoda, Insecta, Hymenoptera, Trichogrammatidae. The transcript has 9 exons. The record is from RefSeq and is a predicted model, not a curated record. The coding region runs from base 351 to 1808 and encodes 485 amino acids. Gene Ontology annotation, cellular component: cytoplasm; autophagosome.